ACGUACUUGGUAACUCGAUCGUCGGUGAACGUCAAUCGUGGGGUUGUCGAUCUUUUCAAUUCGCGAGUUUGCGGACUGUCGACUGAACUCUUGUCAAGUGCAAGAUGUCUUGGUCACUGUCCUCACCAUCGUCUUCCUUUCCGGACCUCAGCAAUUCACAACUGCUGUCCGAGUCUCUACCGUCACCUGAACCAUUCGACUCGGAUUCUCAUACGGGCCCUGGGGGCGCUGACCUUUCCAUAUCAGAGCUCUCACUAUCAGACAAAGACACGGAGAAUUUUCGCUUUCACGAUAGGCCACGUUUCAGUCUACUGGCACCGACUGCUACAACAUCACACACAUUCUCGCCUGAUCAAAGCAAGAUAUCAGAGGAUGACGAAUAUGAAGAAGGAAACGACGGGGGCUCUGAAAACGAUGUUGAUUUGACUAUGAUCGGAAGGGUUGCUGCUGCAAAGGCACGGGAAGACAAGCUUCAGAGCGAUCUCUACGUUCUCAAGAAGCUGAACGCGUCUUUUGCGUUAUUUAAUGACGCAUUGCGGUCUACUCAGACUGCUACUGAGCAAGUGGCAACUCAACUCGCACAGACGGAUGCGCUUCUAGAUAAAUAUGUCAAUAUGCUGGGAAAGUCAGAAGCUGUGGCGAAGCUGAUCUUUGAUGAACAAUGGGAGGGUGCAGAGGCUGAUGAGGAGUUACUUCAAAAGGAGCGACAGAUGGCCCUUGAACAGGCCCGACUAGAAAAGGAACGCCUUGAGCGGGAGGAGGCAGAACGGAGGGAGGUAGAAGAGCGUGCGCGCCUGGCUACGGAGGAAGCUGCUCGCCGCGAAGCGGAAGAAUGUGCACAACGGGAAGCUGCAGCUACAAAGGCGCCCCGUGGUCGCGGCACCGGUGUGUCAAGCGGUGUCCGGGGUGUUCGCGGGACAAGAGCGACAGCAACAUCGGCGGCUGCCAGAAGCACCAAAGGCAUUCCUCGUGCAGCCUCGAUGAGUGCUUCAUCGGCAAUCCCUCGCAGUCGAUCAACUAGCGCUACGGGAAACGUUGGAAGCUUAGGCGGUGGAAUGAGACCCGGAUCAUCUGCAAGCCGAGGAACAGGCUUGCCGCGAGGCGUACCUAGGAGAGGUUGAGCCCUAUUCCUGUGUGUUGGCGCGUGGGCAAUGUCUCCAAGAAAACUCACGGCUAUUGCACAACAGGGUUAACAACCAGGCAGAGGAAGAACUCGCCAUCGUGAUGCUCGCCCGGCUGCCUGGUGUCCCAAGGCAUUUGAGAGUGGGGGUUGUCUGGAGCCGCAGUCGCCUUACCACCCGGUGGUCGUGUAUCCUAGGGCAAAGUGACCAUUACCUUCACGUGAAGAAUCCGUGACGGUAGCUCUAGUAUUUGGAAAUUACCCCAAUACCUAUCAAACUCCUAUCAUGGAUGGAUAUUGUCAGUGUAGGAAGUUUCGUGUAGCCGAACAGGGAGAGUCACUGCGCUUGAAUUUUAUUCCUUCCUAAGGAUUAAUUCUGUCUCAGAGAAGAGAAAUUCAC
This is a messenger RNA of Suillus paluster, 1520 nucleotides long. RefSeq lists its product as uncharacterized. Gene Ontology annotation, biological process: mitotic cell cycle. The record is from RefSeq and is a predicted model, not a curated record. The transcript is spliced from 4 exons. The coding region runs from base 105 to 1121 and encodes 338 amino acids. Gene Ontology annotation, cellular component: DASH complex; mitotic spindle. NCBI's taxonomy places the organism in Eukaryota, Fungi, Basidiomycota, Agaricomycetes, Boletales, Suillaceae.